GACCGCCAUUUCGUUCGGCGGGGCUGGGGCCGGGGCCGGGAGCGGCGGGAGGAGCCGCGGGCAUGAAUGCCGAGGUCUGCCCCCAGCACUGAGCAGCCAGAGCCACCAGGAUGCCGAUCCCUCCUCCCCCGCCGCCGCCCCCCGGCCCCCCACCACCCCCCACCCUCAGUCAGGCGAACACGGAACCGCCAAAGCUGAGCCGAGAGGAGCAGCGGGGCCGCGGGGCCCUCCUGCAGGACAUCUGUAAAGGGACCAAGCUCAGGAAAGUGACCCAAAUCAAUGACCGCAGUGCGCCCAUCCUGGAAAAGCCCAAGGGCAGCGGCGGCAGCAGCUACGGCUCUGGCUCAGCUGCCAUCCAGCCCAAGGGUGGCCUCUUCCAAGGCGGCGUUCCCAAGCUCAGACCUGUGGGAGCCAAGGACAGCACAGACAGCUCCACUAAACAAACCCUGCAAGUCCCUGGCUCCCGAGCAGCUGCUCCCAGGCCCCCCGUGCCUGCCAGCAACAGCCGCCCUCAGGACGAUGCCGACAGCGGCCGGGGGUCCCCACCGGAACUGCCGCGCACGCAGAGACCCUCCCUGCCUGACCUGUCCCGGCCCGGCACCGCCGGCGGCACCGGCAUGAAGCACAGCUCCUCGGCCCCGCCGCCCCCACCGCCGGGCCGCCGCGCCGCCGCCCCCCCGGCCCCCCCUCCGGCGCACGCCAAGGCCUCGCCCUACAACCGGGAGAAGCCGCUGCCGCCCACCCCGGGACAGCGCCUGCCCGGCGGCAGGGACGGACCCCCGGCCCCGCCGCCCAUCAAACCCCCUCCUUCCCCAGUCAGUCUCCGGUCGGGCGCUCAGGGCCAGUCUCUCGCCCCUCCGCCUCCCCCUUACCGGCAACCCCCCGGCGUCCCCAACGGCCCUUCCAGCCCCAGCAGCGAGUUGGCUCCGGAGCUGCCGCAGAGACACAACUCCUUGCACAGGAAGGCUCCGGGCCCGAUGCGGGGUCUGGCGCCGCCGCCGCCCGCUGCUGCCUCCCCGUCCCUGCAGAGCAGCCGCCCCCCGCCGCCGGCCAGAGACCCCCCAAGCCGUGGAGCAGCUCCGCCGCCCCCGCCGCCGAUGCUGCGGAACGGAGGGCGCGACGCCCCCCCGCCCCCGCCCCCCUACAGACUGCACGGCCCCGCCGAGCCCCCCAGCCGGGGGAAGCCCCCGCCGCCACCCACCCGGACCCCGGCCGGGCCGCCGCCGCCACCGCCGCCCGUGCGGAACGGGCACCGGGACUCCAUCUCCACCGUCAGAGCAUUCCUGGAUGACUUUGAAUCCAAAUACUCCUUUCAUCCCGUUGAAGACUUCCCAGCCCCAGAGGAAUAUAAAUACUUCCAGAGAAUCUACCCCAGCAAAACAAACAGAGCUACGCGUGGGGCUCCCCCUCUGCCCCCCAUCCCCAGGUGAAACCGGGCUGUGCGGGUGGAUUGUUCCAGAGCAGAGACAUGGACCUCCUUCCCCUUCCUCAGCUGGACCCCCCCCAGCUCCCAGCCCCCCGGAUCCUGCAUGACACACUCCCAGCCGCUGCGGUUUUCCCAGGACAAGCGGAUCCCCCCAGUCCAGCGUGCUCCGCCAGCCCCGCCUCAUCUAUGCACCCCGCAGGGCUCUCUGACCUCGUGGCAAGCCUGGAUGGGUCCAUCCCUCAUUCCUCCUCACGGAUCCUGGGUCGGAACCUGCCUGGGGGCCAGGCACAGGACUCGAGGCUGAGCCGUGUGCUGGCUGUUGGGACCAGGGGGCUCAUGGAGAGAGGCUGGGGUCAGGCAGGGAAUGGACACGCUGUGAGACCCCCAGAGCGAGGAGAAGCAGGGACAGGCUGGCAGAGCCUCGUUACCCUGGUGGAACCUUGUUAUCCCGGCACAGCCCGUUGCUUUUUUUGCACAGGAGCCAGUAGAAGCAGGGGGGGAAACGUGAGUGGGACCACACAGGGACACCCCAACAGCUCUGGGCUGGUGGGGACCCCCAUGUGCCCCCCUCAAAACCACUGCUCCCCUGGCACUCCCCUGCAGGGUUCUCCUGGCUCUCGCUGCUGACCCCCCCAAACUUGAGCUAACAAGAAAACACUAAUUACGUGUUCGGGGGGGGGGGGUGUGGGCAUUCGUGCUGGGUCUGGCGUGUCAGGGGGCACAUGGGGGGCCCUGGGGGCCGGUGAUGUUUUGCCUUACACUCCCUGCCCAGCCGGACUCGGUGUUCCCGCGGCGGGGGUCACACUAACGUAGUUACUGAUCUCUUUGUACCAUAGCAGGAAGGGCACGGGCUGGGGGGGGGCACCCCUGCAGAUGGGUUUGGGGCUCAUUCAGGGGAUUUUUUUUUCUAUGACGAUGGACCUUCCCCUGUUGAGGCUGGAGCGAGGUGGGUGAGGGGUGAGUGGGGGGUUUCUCUGGAGAAUGAGGCCCCCCCCCCCAGCGCUGCCCUUUGGGUUUGAUAAAGGUUCAACACGGUUCUGCCCCUCCCGCAGCGAGGGGCCCUUUUAAAAGGGAACAGAGGAAUUUGGAGGAGCUGGAAAUUACAUUUAAAUAAAAGUAAUAAAGUGAUAAAUGAUGUCAA
Messenger RNA from Hirundo rustica (Barn swallow), 2567 nucleotides. It is a transcript of the gene WIPF2, whose product is annotated as WAS/WASL interacting protein family member 2. Gene Ontology annotation, molecular function: actin binding. The record is from RefSeq and is a predicted model, not a curated record. Bases 111 to 1430 code for a protein of 439 amino acids. Lineage: Eukaryota; Metazoa; Chordata; Aves; Passeriformes; Hirundinidae. The transcript has 8 exons.